Molecule: messenger RNA, 815 nt
Organism: Amphimedon queenslandica
Lineage: Eukaryota; Metazoa; Porifera; Demospongiae; Haplosclerida; Niphatidae
Product: structural maintenance of chromosomes protein 5-like
Exons: 7
Coding region: 90-740 (216 amino acids)
Biological process (GO): double-strand break repair via homologous recombination
Cellular component (GO): Smc5-Smc6 complex; nucleus
Molecular function (GO): single-stranded DNA binding
Source: RefSeq, a predicted model, not a curated record
UUAUUCAUUGGUUUUAGGCAUUCACUAGUUAUCCAGAGACAUCAGCUGAGCUUGAGGAUCUGAUACAUGAGCACCAAACACAAGUACAAAUGCACUCCUCAUCUCUCAAUGAUGAAGAAGCUGUAAGUAACCAAGCUACUAGACAAUAUGAAGCUAAUGAGUCUAAGAUUAAAGAAUUAAGAGAACAGAUUGAGAAAGAAGAUGAAGAGUAUCAGAAUCAUGAGCAAAAUAUUGAAGAAUUGAAGAAUCGUUGGCUUAAGCCAUUGGAUGAAAUGAUUAAAAAGAUCAAUGAAAAGUUCAGUAAAUUUUUUCGGGACAUGAAGUGUGUUGGUGAAGUUGAUCUACUGAAAGACGAAACUGAAACUGAUUUCAAGAAAUAUGGUGUGCAGAUAAGAGUAAAGUUUCGUAGUGAGGAGUCAUUGCAUGUAUUGGAUGCACGUCAUCAGAGUGGAGGAGAGAGGAGUGUCUUUACUAUGCUGUACCUCAUGGCAUUACAAGAUAUCACUAAUUGUCCUUUUAGAGUAGUUGAUGAGAUAAAUCAGGGAAUGGAUUCUAUUAAUGAGAGAUCAGUUUUCAAUCAGAUAGUCAGGACUGUAAAUCAAAGAGACACUCCACAAUACUUUGUACUUACACCAAAGUUAUUACAAGGUCUUGAUUAUUCAGAUUCAGUUACUGUUCAUAUCAUUCAUAAUGGUUUACAUAUGUCACCUGAUGUAUGGGACAAGAAGUGUUUAGUAUGAUAGAACAAUCAAUAACAAUAUUAACAAAACUUGUAUGGCAACUUGUAUUACUCUUCAUUUAUCAUAACAAUUAAA